AUGGGGUUUGGCAGGGGGAUAUGGGCACUGGAAUGGGCUUUCCUGUUUGCACUGUGCUGUAUCCAUCAGAUAGCCACAGUCUCACCUAAGGUUAACAUUAUCCAGCCAAUGCUGACAAAUCCAUUAAUAACAUCCUCCAAUCCUGCUCACAAUGGCCGUGUGUGCAGCACCUGGGGCAAUUUCCACUUCAAGACCUUUGAUGGAGACAUAUUCUUCUUCCCUGGGCUCUGCAAUUACGUUUUUGCAUCCCAUUGCAAUGCUCCCUAUGAGGAUUUCAACAUUCAGAUGAGACGUGCUGUAGUGGGAAAUGCUCCAACAGUCAGCCAGAUUGUCAUGAAGCUGGAAGGGGUGGCUGUUGAGCUAGCAAAGGAUGCUGUCAUCAUCAAUGGCAACAGGGUUCAGCUGCCAUACAGCCAAUCUGGAAUUACAAUAGAGAAAAGCAGCAUUUAUGUGAAAGUUGCCAGCAAAAUGGGUAUUCUGUUAUUGUGGAAUGAAGAUGAUAGCAUCCUGUUGGAACUGAAUGAGAAAUAUGCCAACCAGACCUGUGGACUUUGUGGAGACUUCAAUGGCCUUCCAACUUACAAUGAGUUCUAUUCAAACAAUAUUAAGAUGACAGCCUUGCAAUUUGGGAACAUGCAGAAAAUGGAUGGUCCAACAGAACACUGUGAAGACUCCACUUCUACCCUGACAGACAACUGCACUUCUGAUUUUGAUGACAUAUGCCAGAAAACACUGACCAGCUCUGCAUUUGCAGAAUGUAAUGAGCUAGUUGAUGUUAGAGAGUACAUUGUGGCUUGCCAAAGUGACUUGUGCCUCUCUGAGAAGUCUGAAAAUGCCUCCUGCAUCUGUGACACCUUUGCUGAAUACUCCAGGCAGUGUUCUCAUGCUGGUGGGACACCCCUGAACUGGAGAACCUCAAUGCUGUGCUCCAAGAAGUGUCCCUACAACAUGGAAUACCAGGAGUGCAGCUCACCCUGUGCUGACACCUGCACCAAUCCUGAGCGAUCUCAGCUUUGUGAGGAGCACUGCAUGGAUGGCUGUUUCUGCCCCCCAGGGACUGUAUUUGAUGACAUUAACAAUUCUGGCUGCAUUCCCCAAGAGCAGUGCUCCUGUGUUUACAAUGGCUACACCUAUGCUACAGGAGCAUCAUUUUCAGAGCAGUGCCAAUCCUGUACCUGUCACGGAGGGCAGUGGAGCUGCCAGGAUAUGUCAUGCCCAGGAACAUGUUCAGUAGAGGGAGGGUCACACAUUUCCACAUUUGACAAAAAACAUUAUGACCACCAUGGAGACUGCACUUAUGUCCUUUCUAAGCACUGCACAGAUGAAACAUUCACCAUCCUGGCAGAGCUACGCAAAUGUGGCCUAACAGACACUGAGACCUGCUUAAACACAGUGACCCUCAACAUCAACAAAGGAGAAACUCUGAUUGAGGUCAAAAGGGAUGGUGCUGUGUUUGUGAACUCCAUCUACACCCAGCUGCCCAUCUCAGCAGCUAAUGUCACCGUGUUCAGACCUUCAUCAUUCUUUGCCAUCAUUCAGACAAACUUUGGUGUCCACCUUGAAAUCCAGACCAUCCCCAUCAUGCAGGUCUUUGUGCGCCUGGAUCCUGUUUUCAAAAACCAGACCUGUGGGCUCUGUGGAAAUUUCAAUAAUAUCCAGACUGAUGACUUCAAGGCUAUAAGUGGAAUCAUUGAAGGGACAGCAACAGCAUUUGCAAAUACAUGGAAAACUCAGGCUUCGUGCCCUAAUAUCCAGCAGAGUUUUGAGAACCCUUGUGCUCUCAGCAUUGAAAAUGAAAAAUAUGCUCAGCACUGGUGUGGACUACUAACUGACAGCAAAGGACCUUUUGCUGAUUGUCACAAUGCAGUGAAUCCCUCUGUUUAUCACACGAACUGCAUGUUUGACACAUGUAACUGUGAAAAUAGUGAGGACUGUCUGUGUGCAGCCCUGUCUUCCUAUGUGAGAGCUUGUGCUGCCAAAGGAAUCCUGCUGCCUGGCUGGAGGGAUGAUGUCUGCUCAAAAUACACCACCUCAUGCCCAGAAACCCUAAGCUACAGCUACACCAUCUCAUCCUGUCAACCCACCUGUCGGUCUCUGAGUGAGCCUGAUGUCACAUGCAGCAUUAAGUUUGUCCCAGUGGAUGGCUGCACCUGUGUAAAUGGAACCUACCUGGAUCAGAGUGGCAAAUGUGUGCCUGCUGCUGAGUGUCCCUGCUACUUCAGGGGAUCUCCCAUUUCACUGGGAGAAGCUGUCCAUGAAAAUGGGCUGGUGUGCACUUGCAUUCAGGGAAGACUGAAUUGCAUUGGAUCACCCAAUCCAACUCCAGUCUGUGAAUCUCCCAUGGUCUACUUCAACUGUAGAAACACCACUGCAGGAACAACUGGAGCAGAAUGCCAAAAAAGUUGCCAGACUCUGGAUAUGCAGUGUUAUAGCACACAGUGUGUAUCUGGCUGUGUGUGCCCAGCUGGGCUUGUGUUGGAUGGGAAUGGUGGAUGUAUUCCUGAGCAGGAGUGUCCCUGUAUUCACAAUGAGGCCAUGUAUCAGCCUGGGGAAAAGCUCAGUGUUGACUGUAACACCUGUGUAUGCAAAAACAGGAAGUGGGAAUGCACCAAUGAUCCAUGUCUGGGGACUUGUGCUGUUUAUGGAGAUGGCCAUUAUAAUACCUUUGAUGAAAAAAGGUUCAGCUUCAAUGGGAACUGUGAAUACACUCUAGUUCAGGACCACUGUGGGAAGAGCAGCACAGCCAAUGGGACCUUCAGGGUUAUCACUGAAAAUAUUCCCUGUGGCAACACUGGGACAACUUGCUCAAAAUCUAUUAAAGUUUUCUUAGAGGGCUAUGAACUGAUACUUGGUGAGGAACAUUUCAGUGUGGUAAAGAGAGGAGAAAAUCAUGAGGUGCCAUACACAGUCCGCUAUAUGGGUAUGUACCUGGUGAUAGAGACCACAAGUGGACUGAUCCUCAUGUGGGACAAGAAAACCAGCAUCUUCAUCAAGCUCAGCCCUGAUUUUAAGGGCCAGGUCUGCGGCCUCUGUGGAAAUUACGAUGGCAAUGGCAUCAACGACUUCACUACAAGGAGUCAGUCUGUGGUAGAGAAUGUCCUAGAGUUUGGAAACAGCUGGAAAGUAUCCUCUACAUGUCCUGAUGCUUACAGCAUACAGGAACCAUGUUCUACCAACCCAUAUCGAAAAUCCUGGUCAGAGAGGCAGUGCAGCAUCAUCAACAGCAAUGUCUUUGCUGCCUGUCACUCUCAGGUUGAACCAGCACAAUAUUACCAAGCAUGUGUGACAGAUGCCUGUGCCUGUGACACUGGAGGAGACUGUGACUGCUUUUGCACAGCAGUAGCUGCCUAUGCCCAAGCAUGUAAUGAAGUUGGUGUCUGCAUUGCCUGGAGAACCCCAACAAUCUGUCCACUGUUCUGUGAUUACUACAAUCACCAAGGGGAAUGUGAAUGGCACUAUAAGCCCUGUGGAGCAUCCUGUAUGAAGACCUGUAGGAAUCCAAGUGGAAAAUGCCUCAAUGACUUGCCAGGUUUAGAAGGCUGCUACCCUAACUGCCCACCAGACAAACCAUAUUUUCAUGAGGACCAGAUGAAGUGUGUCAGUCUCUGUGACUGUUAUGAUACUGAAGAGGGAAAGAUAUACAGAAGGGAUGAAUGUCAGUUAUGUGAAUGCACAUCAGAAGGUUUAAAGUGCAAGUAUGAUGCCAAAGCAUGCCACUGUGUUUAUGAAGGGAAGAGCUAUAAAUAUGGUGAAACAAUCUACAACACCACAGAUGGAAUUGGAUGGUGUUUCAGUGCAACCUGUGAUGUCAACGGGACAAUAAACAGAGAUAUCCUUAAAUGUGGCCUCACUACAACACCUACACUUUCAUUUUCUACAAUUCAGCCCAAAACUACUCCUCCAGCAAAGACAACUGCAACCCCAGUGACAACUGCAAGUCCAGUGACAACUGUUUGUGUGAGGAACCUGUGCAGGUGGUCAGAAUGGUUGGAUGCCACAAAGCCCGAAAGCAAUGAAGAGAGUGGAGAUUAUGAAACAUUUAAAAACCUGAGAAGUAAAGGAUACAGUGUGUGUCAAAACCCCAGCAGUGUCCAAUGCAGAGCCAAAGAACAGCCAGAUACAGAGAUAAACAAUCUGAACCAAACAGUGAUCUGUAGUCAAACUGAAGGAUUAAUCUGCAACAACAAAGAUCAACCAUCUAAGCAAUGUAUAAAUUAUGAAAUCAGGAUAUCAUGCUGCAGCUAUGUACCAUGCUCAGAAACAGAAACUACAAAACUGACAACCACAGUGCAAAUUACAACUACUGAACGAACACCAUUUACAAUCCUGACAAAGACGAAGCCAACACAAAACAAACAGACUACACCUGGAACAUCUAAACUAAAAACACAGACACCACCUCAAACUGGAAGUCCUCUACCACAAACUUCACUUAAACCACAGACAACAACAGCAAAGACCUCUCCUCCUCCAACACCAAGCACAACCAUCAUCCCAUCCUCAGCAACAGUGCCCACAUCAGCCACAACCACUACCAGCACAUCCAGUACCACGGUGUCCAUCAGCACAGCUGUUCCAGGACAAACCACCACUGUGACCACAGAACUUUCAACAUCACCCACAGUCACAACACCUAAACUGAGCACCACCACUGGCACCACGGUACCAUCCAGCACUGAAAAUGGUGACAUGGAGACUUUUGCAAAAAUCCGAGCUGCUGGAUAUAAUCUGUGUGACAAGCCCCGAGACAUCCAGUGUCGUGCUAAAGAUUUCCCUGACAGAACUAUUCAGACCAUGGGACAGGUAUUUGAGUGCAGCCUUGACACGGGGCUCAUCUGCAGGAACAAGGAUCAGAUCAGGAAGUACCCCAUGUGCUUUGACUAUGAGAUCACAGUGUAUUGCUGUGAACGUGACCACUGCCUGAAUACAACAGCCACACCAGGGACAACUGGGACAGGAACUCCAACAUCACCCACUGUGACUUCUACCACCCCUCAACCUACAGUAAACACCACCACGUUUGUCCCCAGUACCACGGGGUCACCAGCAAAAGGCACAACCACCAGCAGCACCAGCACCACCAGGACCACUCCUCCUCCAACAUCAAGCACAACCCUCAACCCAUCCUCAGCAACAGUGCCCACAUCAGCCACAACCACUACCAGCUCCUCCAGCACCACGGUGUCCAUCAGCACAGCUGUUCCAGGACAAACCACCACUGUGACCACAGAAAUUACAACAUCACCCAUGGUCACAACAGCUACAUUGAGCACCACCACUGGCACUACACUCCCCCCAAGUACCACUGAGAUACCAACAGAGGGAACAACCACCACCACCAUCAGCACCAGCACCACCAGGACCUCUCCUCCUCCAACCUCAAGCACAACCAUCAGCCCAUCCACAGCAACAGUGCCCACACCAGGCACAACCACUACCAGCACCUCCAGCACCACAGGAGAAAGCACCACAGGAUCCAUCACCUCAGCUGUUCUAGGAAAAACCACCACUGUACCCACAGGACCUUCAACAUCACCCACGGUCACAACAGCUUCAUUGAGCACCACCCCUGGUACCACAGUCCCCCCGAGUACCACCGAGCCACCAACACAAGGAAAAACCACAACCAGCACCACCAGCAUCACCAGCACCACCAGGACCUCUCCUCCUCCAACACCAAGCACAACCCUCAACCCAUCCUCAGCAACAGUGCCCACAUCAGCCACAACCACUACCAGCUCCUCCAGCACCACAGUGUCCAGCAGCACAGCUGUUCCAGGAAAAACCACCACUGUGCCCAAAGAACCUUCAACAUCACCCACAGUCACAACACCUAAACUGAGCACCACUACUGGCACCACAGAACACUCCAUCCCUCCCAGUACCACCAAACCACCGAAACAGGGAACAACCACCAGCAGCACCAGCACCACCAAGACCUCUUCUCCUCCAACACCAAGCACAACCCUCAUCCCAUCCUCAGCAACAGUGCCCACAUCAGCCACAACCACUAUCAGCACAUCCAGCACCACAGUGUCCAUCAGCACAGCUGUUCCAGGACAAACCACCACUGUGACCACAGAACCUUCAACAUCACCCACGGUCACAACACCUAAACUGAGCACCACCACUGGCACCACAGUACCAUCCAGUAGCACUGAGUCACCAACACAAAGAACCACCACCACCAGCAGCACCAGAACCACCAAGACCUCUCCUCCUCCAACACACAGCACAACCAUCAGCCCAUCUACAGCAACAGUGUCCACACCAGCCACAACCACUACCAGCACCUCCAGCACCACAGGAGAAAGCACCACAGGAUCCAUCACCUCAGCUGUUCUAGGAAAAACCACCACUGUACCCACAGGACCUUCAACAUCACCCACGGUCACAACAGCUUCAUUAAGCACCACCCCUGGUACCACAGUCCCCCCCAGUACCACCGAGCCACCAACACAAGGAAAAACCACAACCAGCACCACCGGCAUCACCAGCACCACCAAGACCUCUUCUCCUCCAACACCAAGCACAACCCUCAUCCCAUCCUCAGCAACAGUGCCCACAUCAGCCACAACCACUACCAGCACCUCCAGUACCACGGUGUCCAUCAGCACAGGUUUUCCAGGAAAAAACACCACUGUGCCCAAAGAACCUUCAACAUCACCCACGGUCACAACACCUAAACUGAGCACCACCACUAGCACCACAGAACACUCCAGUACCACUGAGUCACCAACACAAAAAAUAACCACCACCACCAGUAGCACCAGCACCACCAGGACCUCUCCUCCUCCAACACCAAGCACAACCAUCAUCCCAUCCUCAGCAACAGUGCCCACAUCAGCCACAACCACUAUCAGCACAUCCAGUACCACGGUGUCCAUCAGCACAGCUGUUCCAGGACAAACCACCACUGUGACCACAGAACUUUCAACAUCACCCACAGUCACAACACCUAAACUGAGCACCACCACUGGCACCACGGUACCAUCCAGUACCACUGAGUCACCAACAGAAAAAACAACCACCACCAGCAGUAGCAGCAGCAGCACCAGCAAGACCUCUCCUCCUCCAACCCCAAGCACAACCAUCAUCCCACCCACAUCAGCAGUGCCCACACCAGCCACAACCACUACCAGCACCUCCAGCACCACAAGCAGGUGCCAGGAGCGCUGUUUCUGGUCUCAGUGGUUUAACGUUGAUUCUCCUGCCCCAGGCACUGAAAAUGGUGACAUGGAGACUUUUGCAAAAAUCCGAGCUGCUGGAUAUAAUCUGUGUGACAAGCCCCGAGACAUCCAGUGUCGUGCUAAAGAUUUCCCUGACAGAACUAUUCAGACCAUGGGACAGGUAUUUGAGUGCAGCCUUGACACGGGGCUCAUCUGCAGGAACAAGGAUCAGAUCAGGAAGUACCCCAUGUGCUUUGACUAUGAGAUCACAGUGUAUUGCUGUGAACGUGACCACUGCCUGAAUACAACAGCCACAACAGGGACAACUGGGACAGGAACUCCAACAUCACCCACUGUGACUUCUACCACCCCUCAACCUACAGUAAACACCACCACGUUUGUCCCCAGUACCACGGGGUCACCAGCAAAAGGCACAACCACCAGCAGCACCAGCACCACCAGGACCUCUCCUCCUCCAACAUCAAGCACAACCCUCAACCCAUCCUCAGCAACAGUGCCCACAUCAGCCACAACCACUACCAGCUCCUCCAGCACCACGGUGUCCAUCAGCACAGCUGUUCCAGGACAAACCACCACUGUACCCACAGGACCUUCAACAUCACCCACGGUCACAGCAGCUACAUUGAGCACCACCACUGGCACUACACUCCCCCCAAGUACCACUGAGAUACCAACAGAGGGAACAACCAUCACCACCAUCAGCACCGGCACCAACAAGAUCUCUCCUCCUCCAACACAAAGCACAACCAUCAUCCCACCCACAUCAGCAGUGCCCACACCAGCCACAACCACUACCAGCACCUCCAGCACCACAAGCAGGUGCCAGGAGCGCUGUUUCUGGUCUCAGUGGUUUAACGUUGAUUCCCCUGCCCCAGGCACUGAAAAUGGUGACAUGGAGACUUUUGCAAAAAUCCGAGCUGCUGGAUAUAAUCUGUGUGACAAGCCCCGAGAUAUCAAGUGUCGUGCUAAAGAUUUCCCUGACAGAACUAUUCAGACCAUGGGACAGGUAUUUGAGUGCAGCCUUGACACGGGGCUCAUCUGCAGGAACAAGGAUCAGAUCAGGAAGUACCCCAUGUGCUUUGACUAUGAGAUCACAGUGUAUUGCUGUGAACGUGACCACUGCCUGAAUACAGCCACACCAGGGACAACUGGGACAGGAACUCCAACAUCACCCACUGUAACUUCCACCACCCCUCAACCUGCAGUAAACACCACCACGUUUGUCCCCAGUACCACAGAGUCACCAGCAAAAGGCACAACCACCAGCAGCACCAGCACCACCAGGACCUCUCCUCCUCCAACAUCAAGCACAACCAUCAGCCCAUCCUCAGCAACAGUGCCCACAUCAGCCACAACCACUACGAGCUCCUCCAGCACCACAGUGUCCAUCAGCACAGCUGUUCCAGGACAAACCACCACUGUACCCACAGGACCUUCUACAUCACCCACGGUCACAACAGCUACAUUGAGCACCACCACUGGCACUACACUCCCCCCAAGUACCACUGAGAUACCAACAGAGGGAACAACCACCACCACCAUCAGCACCAGCACCACCAGGACCUCUCCUCCUCCAACCUCAAGCACAACCAUCAGCCCAUCCACAGCAACAGUGCCCACACCAGGCACAACCACUACCAGCACCUCCAGCACCACAGGAGAAAGCACCACAGGAUCCAUCACCUCAGCUGUUCUAGGAAAAACCACCACUGUACUCACAGGACCUUCAACAUCACCCACAGUCACAACAGCUUCAUUGAGCACCACCCCUGGUACCACAGUCCCCCCCAGUACCACUGAGCCACCAACACAAGGAAAAACCACAGCCUACAGCACCGGCAUCACCAGCACCACCAGGACCUCUCCUCCUCCAACACCAAGCACAACCAUCAGCCCAUCCUCAGCAACAGUGCCCACAUCAGCCACAACCACUACCAGCACCUCCAGUACCAUGGUAUCCAUCAGCACAUCUGGUCCAGGACAAACCACCACUGUGCCCAAAGAACCUUCAACAUCACCCACGGUCACAACAGCUUUAUUGAGCACCACCACUGGUACCACAGUACACUCCAGUACCACUGAGUCACCAACACAAAAAACAACCGCCACCAGCAGUAGCACCAGCACCACCAAGACCUCUCCUCCUCCAACACCAAGCACAACCAUCAUCCCAUCCUCAGCAACAGUGCCCACAUCAGCCACAACCACUACCAGCUCCUCCAGCACCACAGUGUCCAUCAGCACAGCUGUUCCAGGAAAAACCAUCACUGUGCCCACAGAACCUUCAACAUCACCCACGGUCACAACACCUAAACUGAGCACCAGCACUGGCACCAAGGUAUCAUCCAGUAGCACUGAGACACCAACACAAAGAACAGCCACCACCACCAGCAGCACCAGCACCACCAAGAUCUCUCCUCCUUCAACAUCAAGCACGACCAUCAUCCCAUCCACACCAGCAGUGCCCACAUCAGCCACAACCACUACCAGCACCUCCAGCACCAGCACUAAAGCAGGCACCGCAGUAUCCAUCCCCACAACAGAAGGAAGCACAUCAGUCAGCAAACCCCCAUGUUUUUGUCACGUCUUUGGCAGAUUCCUUUCUCCUGGGGACGUGGUAUACAACACAACAGAUAAGGCUGGCUGUAAUUUUUAUGCACUAUGCAACAACGAAUGUGAAACUGACACAUUCCAGGGGCCAUGUCCUUCAACAACUUUCACUCCCUUUGUCUCUAAAACUUCAAAGCAAGUCACCUCAUCCACAGAACGUGCAUCUUCUGUCUCAUCAACCACAGCAACAUCUCCCACAACUUCAGUAGAAAGAAACUGUCCAGAGUCCCCAACACAAGAAGGACACAGAGCCUGGAGGAGGCUCCAGUGUGACCUUGUAGCAGCUUUCCAGCACCUGAAGGAGGCCUACAAGAAAGCUGGGCUGGGGAUUUUUGCAGUGGCAGGACCUAUACCUGAUGUCUGUGUGAUCAAUGGUACAACACACACGGUUGGAAUGUCAACAAUAACUGAUUCGUGUCAGAAAUGUACCUGCAGUUCUGAGAAAGAUCCAAUGACUAUGGCAAACGUUGUGCAUUGUGAACCAGUUCGCUGUGAAACAUCUUGCCCACUGGGUCAUCAGUAUAUGGCUGAGGAAGGACAGUGCUGUGGGAAGUGUCUUCCAGUAGCUUGCAAAAUUAGACUAAGGAACAACACUCUUCAUGUGCUCAAGGUUGAUGAGAUCCUGCCACUUGAUAACUGCAGCUAUUACAAAUGUGAAAUAAUUGAAGACCAAUAUGUUGCAGUCCAAACUAAAAAAGUAUGCCCAGCAUACGACCCAGGAGAGUGUGAUCCUGACUUCAAGAAGGGUCAGGAGGAGGAUCUGCAGAACUAUGGGCCCAUCAGCCCCAGAACCUUCCCCAGCACUGGAGGUCAGACUGUCAGGCCCAAUCAGAUUGUGUUUACCAAAGGCAGGUACUCACUGAUGAACCCAGCUUCCUUCUCUGACAAAGUGACCCACCUAGUAGAUGAAGGGAAGACUGUGGAUGGUUUUUAUCUGGACUUCAGUAAGCCUGUGACAGUUUCCCCACAGGAUUUGCUCCUGGACAAGCUGGCUGCUCAUGGCUUGGAUAGGUGUAUGGUUCCCUAA
Messenger RNA from Calypte anna (Anna's hummingbird), 10827 nucleotides. Its product is annotated as mucin-5AC. The transcript is spliced from 39 exons. The record is from RefSeq and is a predicted model, not a curated record. Gene Ontology annotation, cellular component: extracellular matrix. Gene Ontology annotation, molecular function: protein binding. Bases 1 to 10827 code for a protein of 3608 amino acids. Lineage: Eukaryota; Metazoa; Chordata; Aves; Apodiformes; Trochilidae.